Messenger RNA from Aspergillus bombycis, 1230 nucleotides. RefSeq names its product epoxide hydrolase family protein. The annotation marks the transcript as partial. NCBI's taxonomy places the organism in Eukaryota, Fungi, Ascomycota, Eurotiomycetes, Eurotiales, Aspergillaceae. Gene Ontology annotation, molecular function: epoxide hydrolase activity. The transcript is spliced from 7 exons. Gene Ontology annotation, biological process: epoxide metabolic process. The record is from RefSeq and is a predicted model, not a curated record.
AUCGACAGACAAGCCAUGUCUGCACCCUUCAGCCAAGUCCCCUCGACGGCGAGGAUUACCCCACACCCCUUCACGGUGUCCGUUCCUCAGGAACAGCUUAGCGAGCUCCACACGUUGGUGAAGCUGUCCAAGAUAGGCCCUCGGACAUACGAGAAUUCGCAGCCAGACGCCCGCUUCGGUAUCACUUCCGAAUGGCUGACUGGGAUCCGAGAAAAGUGGCUGAAUGACUUCGACUGGAAAGCGUGCGAAGCCCGCAUCAACGACUUCCCCCAAUUCACCGCCGAGAUCGAAGACGUCCAGCUGCAUUUCGCGGCCCUCUUCUCGGAGAACCCUAAUGCUGUGCCCAUCGUGCUGCUCCAUGGAUGGCCUGGCAGCUUCCUGGAAUUCCUCCCCCUGCUGCAGCUGUUCCGCCGUGACUUCUCCCCUACCACCCUGCCGUAUCAUCUCGUCGUCCCCUCCCUGCCGGGCUAUGGCUUCUCCUCGGGCCCCCCAGUGGACAGGAACUAUACCACGCACGAUGUCGCCCGAGUCAUCGACAAGUUGAUGAAGGGGCUGGGGUUCGAGAGCGGGUAUAUCGCCCAAGGAGGCGACAUCGGCAGCCGGGUAUCUAGGAUCCUGGCCGUAGACCAUGACAGCUGCAAAGCACACCUAACAACCAGUAAUACAUGGAGACCAACUCGCGAAGUAAACUUCUGUGCGAUAGCCACACCCCCACAGGGCGUAUCGGACGUGGACCUCACUCCCUCCGAGAAAAAGGGACUGGGUCUCCGAGACGAAUUCCUAACCUCGGGCAUCGCCUAUGCCCUCGAGCACGCCACGAGACCCAGUACCAUCGGCCAUAUCCUCUCUUCGAGCCCUCUCGCUUUGCUCGCGUGGGUCGGAGAGAAAUUCCUCACCUGGGCCGACGAGCCUCUUCCCUCGCAGACGAUCCUGGAGUUCGCCUCGCUGUACUGGCUGACGGACACCUUUCCGCGGGCGAUCUACCCUUAUCGAGAGGAACUCCCCGUGUCGCCCGAGCGGAAGCCUCUGCGGUAUAUUGAGAAACCGCUGGGGUUUUCCUAUUUCCCGGUUGAGCUGUUCCCCGUGCCCAGGAGCUGGAUCGAGACCACGGGGAAUCUGGUCUUUUGGAGGGAACACCAGCGGGGAGGCCAUUUUGCUGCUCUGGAGAAGCCGCAGGAGUUGAAGGCUGAUUUGACGGCGUUUGUGGGGCAGGUUUGGGGGAGGGAAUAG